Molecule: messenger RNA, 1212 nt
Organism: Cricetulus griseus (Chinese hamster)
Lineage: Eukaryota; Metazoa; Chordata; Mammalia; Rodentia; Cricetidae
Source: RefSeq, a predicted model, not a curated record
AUGCAGUCUCAGCCAGGCCCCUUGGUUCUCUCUACAGUGGCUGCCUCUGCUGUGGCUGUGGCUGUGACAGCCUCCAAGAAGGAGUCUCCAGGCAGGUGGGGCCUUGGAGAGGACCCAACAGGUGUGGGCCCCUCACUCCAGUGCCGAGUGUGUGGGGACAGCAGCAGUGGGAAGCACUACGGCAUCUACGCCUGCAAUGGCUGCAGUGGCUUCUUCAAGAGGAGUGUGAGACGGAGGCUCAUCUACAGAUGCCAGGUGGGGGCAGGAAUGUGCCCAGUGGAUAAGGCCCAUCGCAACCAGUGCCAGGCCUGUCGACUGAAGAAGUGCUUACAAGCUGGCAUGAACCAAGAUGCUGUGCAGAAUGAGCGCCAACCCCGAAGCAUGGCCCAGGUCCACCUGGACAGCAUGGAAGCAGGCAGUGAUCCUCGACCUGAGCCCUUGGUGGCCUCCCCUGCCUUGGCAGGGCCCAGUCCCCGAGGCCCCACAUCUUCAUCUGCAGCCAGAGCCAUGGGCCACCACUUUAUGGCCAGUCUCAUUACCGCCGAAACUUGUGCUAAGUUGGAGCCAGAGGAUGCUGAAGAGAAUAUCGAUGUCACCAGCAAUGACCCGGAGUUCCCUGCCUCCCCCUGCAACCUGGAUGGCAUCCAUGAGACUUCGGCUCGCCUACUCUUCAUGGCCGUCAAAUGGGCCAAAAACCUGCCUGUGUUUUCCAGCCUGCCCUUCCGGGACCAGGUGAUCUUGCUGGAAGAGGCAUGGAAUGAGCUUUUCCUCCUUGGAGCCAUACAGUGGUCCCUGCCCCUGGACAGCUGCCCACUGCUGGCACCACCAGAAGCCUCUGGCGGCUCUCAGAGCAGGCUGGUCUUGGCCAGCGCAGAGAUGCGCUUCCUGCAGGAGACCAUCUCCCGAUUCCGUGCACUGGCAGUGGACCCCACAGAAUUUGCCUGCAUGAAGGCCCUGGUCCUCUUCAAACCCGAGACUCGAGGCCUGAAGGAUCCUGAGCACGUGGAGGCUUUGCAGGACCAGUCCCAAGUGAUGCUAAGCCAGCAUAGCAAGGCUCACCACCCCAGCCAGCCUGUUAGGUUUGGGAAAUUGCUCCUCCUGCUUCCAUCUUUGAGGUUCAUCACUGCUGAGCGUAUCGAGCUCCUCUUCUUCCGAAAGACCAUAGGGAAUACUCCAAUGGAGAAGCUCCUUUGUGACAUGUUCAAAAACUAG